AUGGAAAUACCUAUCCCUUUCGGAGUUUUCCCGACCUCGCUUAAGGGGGCUGCGCUCAAAUGGUAUACCCAGCUGCCUGCCAAGUCGAUUGACAGCUUCGGCACUCUGGUCAGCCGGUUCACAGCGCAGUAUGCAAUGAGUCGACCCCAUCACAUAACGUCAGCUGCUCUGGCCAGCCUCAGACAGAGCGGCGACGAACCACUACGGACGUUCAUGGAACGCUUUGCCAGUCUCUCGGUCAAGAUUCGAAACUUGAACCCCGAGGUGGCCCUACACUCCAUGCUCAUGGCGUUGAAGUCAGGACCUUUCGUUGAAAGCCUUUGCCGACGACCUCCUCCCAACAUGGAUGAGCUCCGAGCUCGCGCUGCUGGAUACAUCCAGAUGGAGGAGCAUGCCGAGUUCCGCAAGGCAAUUCGCGACAAACCAUAA
Messenger RNA from Cajanus cajan (pigeon pea), 429 nucleotides. The record is from RefSeq and is a predicted model, not a curated record. Lineage: Eukaryota; Viridiplantae; Streptophyta; Magnoliopsida; Fabales; Fabaceae.